Diaporthe amygdali is the source of this 3132-nucleotide messenger RNA. Its product is annotated as specific rna polymerase ii transcription factor. Gene Ontology annotation, cellular component: nucleus. Lineage: Eukaryota; Fungi; Ascomycota; Sordariomycetes; Diaporthales; Diaporthaceae. Gene Ontology annotation, molecular function: zinc ion binding; DNA-binding transcription factor activity, RNA polymerase II-specific. The transcript has 3 exons. The record is from RefSeq and is a predicted model, not a curated record. Gene Ontology annotation, biological process: aromatic amino acid catabolic process; positive regulation of transcription by RNA polymerase II. Bases 1 to 3132 code for a protein of 1043 amino acids.
AUGGCUCAGGAGGCUCAGACCCAGGCCCAGGCCCAGGAUCAGGUGCAGCCCCCGUACGGCACCGGCAACGGCACCGGCGGCGGAGACAAUGCCCAAGCCCAGUCCUCGUCCACCGCGCCAGCUGCCGGCUCCUCCUCCGGCCAAGGAGCCGGCCCCGAUGCGGCAGCUUCAGCCUCACAAUCGCAGGCCGCCCAGCAUAAGCGGGUCUACCAGGCAUGCAUCCCGUGCCGCCGCCGUAAGGUCCGCUGCGAUCUUGGCAGCGUUGACAAUCCCCACGACCCGCCGUGUGUUCGCUGCCGCCGCGAGUCCAAGGACUGCUACUUCAGUGCCACCCGCCGCAAGAGGAAGACUGAUGAUGAGGAUGAGAGGGAGGACGAGUACAUCGUCCGAAACGGCCGGAAGAGACUGCAGCACGGGGACACACCGCCAGUGGAGCGCAGAGCUUUUACCGACACUCCUCUGACCCCCGGCGGCUCCCUAGGCCGUCCACAGCCGCUGCGAAGGCCUGGUCCCGGUGAACACACUCGAUCCGACACGAGGAGCAGCAUCAGUGCAUCCCGAGGUCCAAGUGCUGCUGAGUUCCCAGCUGACGAGCCGAACACGCCUCUUGAAAACUACGAGGCUCGGACUGUCAUGAGGAAGGAGCUCUACGGUCCCCAUGAUGCACUUGACCUGUUGUACAAGGCUGCCACUGACAACAAGCACGACGACGUGGUGCAGACGCACACUUUGAGCCCGCAGACGUCUGACCUGCGGACUCCCUCACUGGCCGCUCCCCUGGGCGGUCUGCCACGGGGCAAUGAGGGCUUACUAUACGCGCAGCAUGCCGUCACACAACGCGGCCCCAUGGACGCCCCCAUCGACCCUCAGCUCACCAAGUCUGACGCCAAAGCAGAGCCAACUCCGGCUCACGCUGAUGCUCUCAAGGCGUGGGCCAGAUUCCGUUUCGUGAGGGCUGGAUGGUUCACUUCCCAGGAAGCCAUCGACUAUAUUGACUACUAUUACAAGUUUCUCUCACCAUUGACUCCUAUCUCGCCACCGACCUUCCAGGACCCCGCCACGCAUUUGACGCUAUUGACUGAGGAGCCCAUUCUUACGGUGACACUCCUAUGCAUAGCUUCCAGAUACCGCAAGUUGCCAGGCACGGGAGGCAUAAGUCGGGCGAAUGCUAUCCAUGAGCAGUUAUGGACUUAUUUACGAGGUAUGAUCGAGCGGGUGAUAUGGGGCCAAGAGGCUUUCGGCGGCGGGUUCUGCGGCUCAGGUGCCGAUGAGUCUCAGACAUCAAGUACAGCCCCUUGGCGUGGUCUCAGAAAGGGCAGUCUACGUACAUUCGGUACCAUAGAGUCUUUGAUGAUCUUGACGGAAUGGCACCCCAGAGCGCUGCACUUCCCUCCGUCGGAGGCUGUCGACGAGUUGAUGAUCCCUGCAUACGACUCUGGGCCACCUGCUGAUGGGCAAGACGGCAACAACAACCCUGCUGUUGGCGUUGGCGGCAGGCGGGUCGAAAGUUGGCUUGAGCCAGCUUGGAGAAGCGAUCGUAUGUGUUGGAUGCUGCUGACAGCAGCAAUGGGCCUCGGCUAUGAAUUAGGUGUGUUUGACAACAUCGAGGAGCUUCUGGAGACCGGAGCCAUCUCGCGCCCGGAGUAUGAAGAAGAGUCCUACAGGCUGCGAGCCCAUCGCAUCAAACGGCUCAUUCUCAUCUACCUGAGUCAGCUGGCAGGACGGCUUGGAUGGACCAACAUGGUCCCUGAGAGCUUGCGACGGCAGGCUUCUCUGAACCGUCCGUCAUCAGUCGAAGGUACUACGCCUGGGACCAAUAUCUCAACUGUCUCGUUCAAUUACAUUCCUGACCUGGAACUAGACGACCAAAUUAUCCAAUGCUGGGCCGGCAUCAGCAAUGCCAUGCACUCAGGCAACGAGCGACUCUUUAGAUCGAGACAGCAUACCACGGAAAUCAUCCAGAGUGGUAAAUACAUCGAGCUACUAAAGGAAUUCCAGCCAAUGCUGCAGGCCUGGUGGACACAGUUUGAGCGCUUCCGCCUGCCUCCGUACAGCCGCCACAUCCUUACUAUCGAGUACGAAUAUGUCCGAAUAUAUGUCAACUCUCUAUCGCUACAGGCUGUGGUCGAGCGUUGUGCCACUAUUGCUUCGGGAGCAUCGGGCACGUCCACUGCCGCCCCUGAUGCUGCAGGAGCUCCAGCGUCAGGCCAUCAGCUGAGCCCCAAGACGCAGGACAUCUACGGCAAAAUGCCGAUCGGAAAUAUCGGCGGUGUCAGUGCGGCAGAUCAGGAGUAUAUCCGAGAAGUGGUCGAGGGAAGUCGGAAUCUAUUACGGACAGUCGUAGAGGGCUUGCUUCCUGACGACUACCUGAAGCAUGCACCCGUGCGGACAUACUUCAGGAUCAUCAGUGGGGCAAUGUUCCUUCUGAAGACUUUCGCACUCGGUGCGACACGGCAUGAUGUGGAAGUGUCUAUUGGCCUGAUGGACAGCACGGUCAAGGCGCUGCGCACUUGUGUUGUGGACGAUGUGCAUCUUGGCAUCCGCUUUGCUGAUCUUUUGGAAAAUCUCACGAUGAGACUCAGGAAUCGAUUCAUAUACGUUGCGCACCAGCCGGGUAACUCACAGGCAGCCUCGGCGGAGGGCGUGAAGAGUCCCAUGCCGGAGGCCGGAAUGACUGGUGGCCAAGUCUUGCACCCGGGAUUAGGUAUCAAUGGACACGAUCACAUUGGAUGGCCCAGGGUAAAUGCACCAGAACGUGCAGUGACACCAGCCAACAUCUCCGCCAUGCCAUUUGACAUCCCCAGCGACUUCCACAUCCCAAGCGUCUUCGGUGGGCCCACAACGCCAGCAUCAACCGCUAUACCGGUGAACGGCAAUAACAACAACUCGAGCACAUUGUCGGCCAACAAUAACAACAACAUACCUGACAUGUUCGGCUCGGACGGCGCAGACUGGGCCGGGAACAGUGACAUGUGGUUCCUGCCCGCCGGGCCCGCAUUCUUCCAGAACGUGGGCGGCCCCGGUGAGAACAACGUUGCCAUGUCCGCAGAGGGAGUCAAUGUCGGAGGGAUAGACUUGCUGGAUUACAUGGCCAUGGAUGACUACCCCAUGGGCGCUGGCGGGCCUCUAUGA